UUAUUGCGGUGUAUAUUUAUACAUAUACAUAUAUAUAUUUUUUUUCUUUUUAAUGAGAAACAGAGAAACAGACUACGAACGUUGUCCAUUCGUGGUCGUAAUUUCAGCUCUAUAUAAUGCUGUUGUAUUUGUAUUAUAUUUUAGAGUUUAGAUAUCUCCGUAGACUUGCUCAGUAAGAAUAUUUUGUCAGUCUUAAUUUAUUUUAAGUUGUACGCUUAAAAUACAUUUUUAAACCUCAUGUUAGCGUGAGAAUAGUCAAAUUUGACCGGGGUCUACCUUGUCAUACAUUUAUUUAUUAUUUUUUUUUUUUACUGAAAAAUAUUACAUUUGCCACUAUGAGGGUUGUGGCUUUAAUAAGUGGUGGAAAAGACUCUAUUUUCAGUAUAAUGCAAUGCGUUGCUGCUGGUCAUGAAGUAGUAGCUUUGGCAAAUUUAUACCCCGUUGGAAAAGAUGAGCUGGACUCAUUUAUGUAUCAAACAGUAGGUCAUCAAGGUAUAGAAUAUGUUGGAAAAGCUAUCGGAUUACGAUUAUAUCGAGAGCCUACUUUUGGAAAAUCUUGUAUGAAAGAGAAAUAUUAUUCUCCAACUAAAGAUGAUGAAGUAGAAGAUCUUUAUCGAUUAUUAUCAAAAGUUAUGGAAAAAGAAAAUAUUGAUGCUGUUGCUUCAGGUGCUAUUCUUAGUGAUUAUCAAAGAAUCCGGGUGGAAAAUGUAUGUAGCAGGUUAGGGCUUAUAUCUCUUGCAUAUUUGUGGCGUCGAAAUCAAGACGAAUUAUUAAAAGAAAUGAUUGAAUGUUCAUUAAAUGCUGUUUUAAUAAAAGUUGCAUGUCAAGGACUUGAACCUAAACACCUCGGUAAAUCAAUAUCAGAAAUGCAACAUAAUUUAACCAUACUUAACGAUAUGUACGGAGUGAACGUGUGCGGAGAGGGAGGAGAAUAUGAAACAUUUACAUUAGACUGUCCGCUUUUCAGUAAAAGCAUUGUAAUAGAUGAGUAUGAGAGUGUUGUACAAUCAAAUGAAAAAAUAGCUCCAGUUGGGUAUUUAAAUUUCAAAAAAAUUAAAUUACAAGACAAAGAGGGUGAACUAGAAAAUUUGACACUCGAAGAGAGACUAAAGAACAUUCCUAUAAAAACUCCUUAUGACUACAUUGCCGAAAUCGUAGGACCAGAGUUACAAGACGGUUGUAAUCUAUCAGAUAGUGAUAACGAAGACAAAGAAUGUGACAAUAAAAGUAUAAAAUCAUCAAAUUCAGGUCCUUUAAAUCCACCAAGUCCGACUGAAAUAAAAUAUGAUGAUGAUGAUUACCCUGAUAUGCCAAUUUCUAAUAGAAAUCAAAAUGGAUGGUUUUGGUUUGGUGGAAUUACUAGCAAAAAUGAUGAUUCACAACAAGCAAUGGAGGAAGCUCUAGAUAAAUUAAGCAAUCUAGUCAAAAAAGAAGAAAUUGAAUUGACAAAUAUUGUUGCAGUAACGCUUUAUGUUCGAGAUAUGUCUAAGUAUCCUCUCAUAAAUCAGGUAUACGCCUCCAGAUUGGGCCAAAGCAAUCCACCGGCUCGUGUUUGUAUUGAGUGCCCUUUGAACGUUCAUGUAGUUCUCGAUGCAUUGGCCUAUAAAGAAGUAGAAAAAAGUAGUGAAGAAACAGUACUGAAGAGACAUACCAUGCACGUACAAAGUAUAAGUCAUUGGUCUCCUGCAAAUAUUGGACCUUACUCGCAAGCAAUUCGGGUAGGGCAUAUAAUUGCUGUAGCUGGACAAAUUCCUAUGGUACCAGGUAAUUUAGCGAUACUUGAUUUAAAUAUAAAACGACAAUGUCGACUUUCUUUGAGACACAUUAACCGAAUUGUAAAUGCAAUGGAUUCAUCAACUCAAUUAAGAGAUAUAGUUCAAGGUAUAUGCUUUUUAACUCAUCCAAGUUAUAUACCCGAAGCUAGAAAAGAAUGGGAGAAACGUACAAAUAAUGCAAUUGUUGAUUAUAUUGUUGUACCUAAUCUUCCUCGCGGUGCUCACGUCGAAUGGUGUGUUUGGGCUCAUAGGCAUAACAAUAGAUUUGAAUAUGAAGAAACUGGUAGAUGUGUUGGCAAUUAUAAAGUUGCAAUUCGACGAAGAUGGAAUUAUGAGAAUGACGUUUCGGCAAUAGUUUGUUAUUUAUCGACGAGGUCGUCCAAUUCCACUGGAAACUUGGCAACGGAAACUUCACUUAAUUCUCCUGAAUUAACGGACGCUGAAUUAAAUGAAGCUUUUGAAUAUUUAUUAGCAAAGCUAACGAAAGAAUCGCGUACUGAAAAUCCAACUUGUAGUUUACGAAUUUUUUAUAAAAUUGGUAGUUCACCUACAUCUUCUAUGAUCCAAAGGGUUCUUGGUAACUUUUCAAGUAGGAAUCUAGUCACGACUAUUGUACCAACAAUUAACUUGCAUAAUUUCAGUACCUUUUUGUCCAUAUGUGGUAUCAGACAUGAAUAAUUUCAAGUUUACUACUACCUCGUCAGUUGGUCAAUUUAUUAAAAAUAUAUUAAAAAUAAAAUAAAUAUUUGAAACAGAAUUGCGAAAUAAAUGAAUAAAUAUUAUUAAAAUCAAACGCAUUAAUAUUAAAUUUAUUAUUGUAAUUGAAAUUAUUGUGAGUUUUAUAAAUCAAUUGUUUAUUUUCAGCAAAAAAAUAAAUUUUCAUGUCAAUUAUUUUUUUGUUAUAAUUUUUUUUUUUAACAACUAGAGAUUUAAUUAAAACUAAGAAU
Molecule: messenger RNA, 2722 nt
Organism: Microplitis mediator
Lineage: Eukaryota; Metazoa; Arthropoda; Insecta; Hymenoptera; Braconidae
Exons: 12
Coding region: 336-2453 (705 amino acids)
Biological process (GO): protein histidyl modification to diphthamide
Molecular function (GO): diphthine-ammonia ligase activity
Source: RefSeq, a predicted model, not a curated record